Messenger RNA from Cavia porcellus (domestic guinea pig), 1916 nucleotides. It is a transcript of the gene Orai3, whose product is annotated as ORAI calcium release-activated calcium modulator 3. Gene Ontology annotation, cellular component: membrane. NCBI's taxonomy places the organism in Eukaryota, Metazoa, Chordata, Mammalia, Rodentia, Caviidae. Bases 228 to 1121 code for a protein of 297 amino acids. Gene Ontology annotation, biological process: store-operated calcium entry. Gene Ontology annotation, molecular function: store-operated calcium channel activity. The record is from RefSeq and is a predicted model, not a curated record. The transcript has 2 exons.
CCCAGCUCCGCCUCUGCCCCAGUUCCUGUUUCGAACGCGGCCGUCUUGCUCCGGCCAUCGAAGCAGCCGAUAGAGGCCAGCUUGGUUUGGCGGGGCUGUGUCUACGCGGGCGCGUGCCACUGCACUCUCGCCUGCCCGUCCCGUCGGGGAAUGGGGCCUACCCCCGGCUUGGGCCGAAUUUCUGGGGGUCCCUGAGGUGUCUUGACGUCAUCGUGACUAUCCCCAGAAUGAGGGGCGGCGAGGGGGAUGCGGCCGAGCAGGCCCCGCUGAACCCUGAGGUCGAGUGCCCCGCGGGUUCAGCCACGUACCGGGAGUUCGUGCACCGCGGCUACCUGGACCUCAUGGGGGCCAGUCAGCACUCACUGCGGGCACUCAGCUGGCGCCGCCUCUACCUCAGCCGGGCCAAACUCAAAGCCUCCAGCCGCACAUCCGCUCUGCUGUCGGGCUUCGCCAUGGUGGCCAUGGUGGAGGUACAGCUGGAGAAUGACCAUGAAUAUCCACCAGGACUGCUGGUGGCCUUCAGUGCCUGCACCACUGUGCUAGUGGCUGUACACCUUUUUGCACUCAUGGUCUCCACGUGUCUACUGCCCCACAUUGAAGCUGUGAGCAACAUCCACAACCUCAACUCUGUCCACCAGUCGCCACACCAACGACUCCACCAUUAUGUGGAGCUGGCCUGGGGCUUCUCCACGGCCUUGGGCACAUUUCUCUUCCUGGCUGAAGUUGUCCUAGUGGGCUGGGUCAAAUUUGUGCCCAUUGGGGCCCCCAUAGACACACCAGCCCCCAUGAUACCUCCAUCCCAGGUGCCUGGGACUCCAUCACCUAUGGCUACCUCCCUUGGUCCAGCUUCUAGCCUCCUACCAUCAUCUGCUUCUGCAUCCCCAUCACAGGCUAAGCCUUCUGAGGCCUGCCCACCUCAGCAAGCAUGUGGUGGUGAUGGGACCCAUGGGCCAGGCUGGCAAGCAGCAAUGGCUUCCACAGCAAUCAUGGUACCUGUAGGACUUGUCUUUGUGGCCUUCGCCCUGCAUUUCUACCGCUCUUUGGUCACCCACAAGACAGACCGCCAUAAACAGGAGCUAGAAGAGCUGAGUCGCCUGCAGGGGGAGCUGCAGGCUGUAUGACCCUACUGUUUGCUUCUGCUGCCAGCACUGCCUCCCUCAGGGGUCUGUGAAAGGGCCCCACCAGCAAGUGGACCUCAUUUCAUGUCCCUGGCAAGAGCCACUUCCUGUGGCCACUCUAGGGUAGAGACCAGGUUCCUCUCCAUAGGGUUCCACAUUCCCAGGGAUUGUGCCUGUCAGUCUGUUUUGCAAGCUCAACACCUGGGCUGUGGGACAGUGGAACUUCCUUAGUCCAAAGAUGUGGGGUAGAUGGAGGGGAGGCAGGGGAGCCCCUGUGGGAUCUCUGGUGCUGACCCUCAGCUGCUUGUCUCUCUAUAGGAUGUGGAAGUCAGAUGGUUACAUGUCCAUACGGUUGCCCACUGAAUGCUGUCAACCCUUGUUAUAGUUUAAUCUAUUUCAUGGUCUGCAUUUUAGGGCAAGUCUUUCCCAUUCCCCAAACUUGCUUUGGUUGCUGAGGGAAUUUGGAUGUUGCUACAGCAGUCACAGGUCCAGCCUUGGCUAGAAGACUUCCUAUUUUUGGAGAGUCAAGCCAACUCCCCACCAUUGAUGAGGCCACAUGCUUGCACUAGUGUCAUAGGCCUACACUUACACAUUUAUAUCACAGUGGGCCAGGCUGGGAGUUGGAGGGGUAGUCUUUGAAGAUUGAGGAUCUUAUGUGCAUGGCCUGACUCCUUAGAAAGGAUUUGGGGAGAAUGUUUUAAGGGAGAAGGUCCAGUCCCCAGCCCUUGGAAUGCAGAGCUCUUCUGACACUGAAUUUUUGAUGCACCUUGUUUUGUAUAAUAAAUUGUAUUUCACAGA